Messenger RNA from Pelobates fuscus (common spadefoot toad), 5577 nucleotides. It is a transcript of the gene COL4A1, whose product is annotated as collagen type IV alpha 1 chain. The coding region runs from base 153 to 5177 and encodes 1674 amino acids. The transcript has 52 exons. Gene Ontology annotation, molecular function: extracellular matrix structural constituent. The record is from RefSeq and is a predicted model, not a curated record. Gene Ontology annotation, cellular component: collagen trimer. NCBI's taxonomy places the organism in Eukaryota, Metazoa, Chordata, Amphibia, Anura, Pelobatidae.
UCCAAGCUGAGCCUCCACCAGAGAGAGGAUCCUAGAGGAUAUGGUGCUGGGACUCACUGCGGCAGAGUAACACUAAUACAGAGACAAGAUCCCGGCUGAGGAGCUCGCUUGGUGUCUGUGACUGGCUUUAACUCCUCUCCUAGAGCUGGACCAUGAGCUGGCACCUGGGGGCCACACUGCUUCUCCUGCUGGGGCUCAUAGGCAGCAGCCAGUCUGCGGCUUGUAAUGGAUGUGGAACGAGCAAAUGUGACUGCAGUGGGGUAAAAGGGCAAAAGGGUGAGAGAGGCCUUCCUGGUUUACCUGGUAUAAUUGGUUUUCCUGGACUGCAAGGACCUGAAGGCCCACCUGGACCACUGGGACAGAAGGGUGACACAGGACAACCAGGAAUGCCAGGAAUGAAAGGAACUAGAGGUCCAGCUGGAUCUCCGGGAUUCCCAGGAAACCCAGGCAUUCCCGGGCUACCAGGACACGAUGGCCCUCCAGGACCACCUGGGAUUCCAGGGUGCAAUGGUACAAAGGGCGACAUCGGACCAGCUGGCCCCAUUGGACUUCCAGGAUUAAUAGGAUACCCAGGACCUCCUGGAAUACCAGGGAUGAAGGGUGACCCUGGUGAAGUGAUUGGAAUGCAGAUGGCCAUUCUGAAAGGAGAUAAAGGGUUUCCUGGACUCAAUGGAUUGCCAGGACCUCCAGGAAUACCAGGAUUCCCUGGCCCAGUGGGCCCACGUGGGCCACAAGGUCCUUUGGGGCCUCCGGGACCACCUGGCCCCCCAGGGCCAAAGGGAUCAAUGGGCUUAAGUUUUCAUGGACCAAAGGGUGAGAAGGGAGAGACAGGCGCUACUGGUUCUCCAGGGCCACCAGGCCCUUCCCCUCAGCCACAUGAUCAAGAUAAAGGAACAAUCAUUGUAUAUGGGCAUAAGGGAGAAAAGGGUUUUCCAGGCGAUAAAGGUGAACGUGGCGAUCCUGGUGAUUCAUCAAGCAUUAAAGGUGAAAAAGGAGAACCAGGAAAGUCAGGACCAAGAGGGAAACCGGGUAAAGAUGGCGACCAGGGUGAAAAGGGGCGGGAUGGCCUCGACGGUGUUUCAGGGUUACCUGGUCCCUCAGGAAAAGACGGAGAAAAAGGAGAUAAAGGAGACGUUGGCCCACAGGGACCUCCAGGAAUUGUGAUACAUGAUGGGAUGGAGACAGUUUCUGGAGAGAAAGGAGAACGUGGACCACCUGGAUUUCCUGGACUUAAAGGCGAUAGAGGUCCUAAAGGUAAUCAAGGUAACUCAGGCUACCCUGGAUCUCCAGGUGUGAGUAUUGCUGGACCUGCCGGGGACCCUGGUUUUCCUGGUGAAAGAGGUGAAAAGGGUGAAAGCGGUAGACCAGGAUUAUCUCUUCAGGGACCAAAAGGUAAAGAUGGUCUUCCUGGUCCUCCUGGUUAUCCUGGUCCUCCUGGAAUAAUAGAUACAAGCAUUGAAUGUGCACCUGGACAACCUGGUGAGAAAGGUGCAUCUGGAAGGGAUGGGCAACAAGGUUUCCAAGGAGAAAGGGGUCAGAAAGGUGACAAAGGAGAUUCAUGUCCAACUUGUGAUUUAAUUUCACCAGCACUUCCUGGGCCCCCAGGUCCCCAGGGUCCUCCCGGAGAAAAAGGGUCCUCUGGCCUGCCUGGAAUCAAGGGAGAAAAAGGUUUAAAUGGAUAUGAUGGGUUACCAGGAUUAACUGGAUCUCAAGGUCUUCCAGGGCUGAGGGGCAGCCCUGGGGCCAAAGGGGAGCCUGGAGAAGUCUUUUUUGAACCAAGAUUAAAAGGAGAUAAAGGAAAUGCUGGAAUCCAAGGACAACCAGGGACACCUGGGAAGGAGGGAAGGCCAGGAAGAGAUGGAGCUCCUGGAGCACCGGGUUCAAAGGGUGUGUCGGCAGUGUUUGGGGCUAAAGGUGAUCGUGGACCUCCUGGAGACCAAGGAUUUCCUGGUACAACAGGUGAACGAGGCUUCCCAGGAGCUACAGGAUUUGGACAAAUUGGUCAACCUGGAGACAAAGGAGAGGAAGGGCUACCUGGAUAUUCAGGUCCUCCAGGUUCUCCAGGAAGCAAAGGAGAACCUGGAAAAGUCAUUUUAAAGACUGGACCACCAGGACCAAUGGGAACUGCAGGUUCACCCGGAUUUCCAGGAGAACAAGGUGAAAAAGGGUCUUCUGGACUUCCUGGAAGACCUGGCUUUCAAGGAGAAAAAGGUGAACAGGGUAUACAAGGUGUGUCAUACCCUGGGUCCCCGGGUGAAAAAGGUUACCAGGGUAUGCCAGGACCCAAAGGUCUCGAUGGUGUUCCUGGUUCUCGUGGUCUAGAUGGUAUUCCUGGUUUACGAGGAACAAUUGGACAAAAGGGUGAGCCAGGGUUUGGUCUACCUGGGCAAAAAGGUUUACCAGGGCCUCCAGGACCUUCAGGCUUACCUGGAGAGAAAGGAAAUCAAGGUGCAUCGGGUAUUCCAGGAGAACAAGGUCUGCCGGGUGUCCCUGGUCAUUUAGGAGUUAAAGGUGAUACAGGACCUGCAGGUGCACCAGGUAUGCAAGGACCCCCUGGUAUUCCAGGAAUGGGUCCACCAGGUCAACAAGGAAUGCAAGGUCCACAAGGACCACCAGGACUAACAGGAUCUGCUGGAGCAAAAGGAGAUCGAGGUUUUCCUGGUUACCCUGGUUUAGAUAUGCCUGGGCACAAAGGAGAUAAAGGAGAGACAGGCUUUCCUGGGGCCACAGGGACACCAGGACAAAGUGGCCAACCAGGCAUACCAGGGAAAGAGGGGAUUCAAGGUGUUCCUGGUCCAAAAGGAGAGAUGGGAGUUAUGGGAACUCCAGGAAGUGUUGGCCAACCAGGAGCACCAGGAAAUCCAGGGCAACCAGGGCCAAAAGGUGACACUGGUGUACCUGGCUUCCCUGGAGAGUCUGGUUCUUUCGGUGACAAGGGUGAAAAGGGUGAAGCAGGAUUGCCAGGAGCCCCAGGUUCUAUGAAAGAAUUAGACAUGGAUGCUAUGAAGGGUGUCAAAGGAGAGAAAGGAGAUAGAGGAUUAUUUGGAUUAGAAGGAGAUAAAGGGGCCCAGGGUGACCUGGGGAGCCCUGGAAUGCCAGGAGUGCCUGGAGAAUCGGGAAUGCCAGGAAAGCCAGGCCCAAAAGGUGAAAAGGGAUUUCAUGGACAACCAGGUUCUCCAGGAUCACCAGGUCUUAAGGGAUCAAUGGGAGAAAUGGGAUUGCCAGGUCCAACUGGACAAAAAGGUGAACAAGGUAUUCAAGGUACCGCAGGACUGAAAGGCUCAGAGGGAGUUAGAGGUGACAAGGGUGGGAAAGGCGAAGAAGGUCGUCCAGGUGUUGGCUUUCCAGGGCCUCCAGGUUUCAAGGGCGAGCCUGGAAAAGAGGGAUCUCUAGGUUUGACAGGUGACAGGGGUGAAAAAGGAGACAUAGGCCUUCCAGGAUUUCCAGGCACAACUGGCUCUAAAGGAUCUCCAGGCUCUCCAGGUUUCCCAGGCAAUCCUGGACUUCCAGGAGAAAAGGGCAUCAAAGGACAUCCAGGGUUAGAUGGAAUUCCAGGUUCCAGAGGACAAAAAGGUGAAAUUGGUGUUCAAGGCCCUGCUGGCUCCAUAGGUGAAAAGGGUGAAGCUGGGCAAGAUGGUAUUCCAGGGUCACCUGGUGAUAAGGGCGAUCAAGGUUUACCUGGAAAAGGUCUUCAAGGAUAUCCAGGGGAACAUGGAGAGAAAGGAAUUAAAGGUGACAUUGGUUUUCCUGGCUUGCCUGGCAGCCCCGGUGCUCCUGGAAUCAAAGGUGAUCAAGGAUUUCCCGGAAGUCAAGGCAAUCAAGGGCCACCGGGAUUCCCUGGUCCUCAAGGAAUAGCUAUGGAAGGACCUAAAGGUGAAAGAGGACCACAUGGUCAGCCAGGAUUUCCAGGUUCUCCAGGACCACCAGGUGUGCAAGGUGUACCAGGCCAAGAUGGACAUAAAGGAGAAAAAGGAGACAGGGGGUUGCCUGGAGUUUCUGGUUUUCAAGGAAUCAAAGGAGACAAAGGAUUGCAAGGACUUCCGGGAGAUGCAGGGUUUCCAGGUAUAACAGGUCAAAAGGGUGAUGCAGGCUCUCCAGGAAUUCCAGGGUUCCCAGGUUUUAAAGGUGCACUUGGGCCUCUAGGAGAGAAAGGAGAAAGUGGUGAUAGGGGUCUACAAGGACCAAAAGGUAUACAAGGCCCACCAGGUCCUGUUGGUGCAUUCCAAGUCUUUAAAGGGGAACCUGGUAAUCCUGGACCCCAGGGCCCUGCUGGACCAAAAGGGCUUCCUGGAUUCCUUGGUCCAAAAGGAGAUCAAGGAAUAAAAGGAGAAGCUGGAUUGCCUGGACCACAUGGGGUAUCUGGUACAGAUGGCAUACCAGGUCACAAAGGUGAAAUUGGGCCAACUGGACCAGCUGGUCCAAGAGGAUAUCCUGGCCCACCGGGUUCUGAAGGUUUGCCUGGCCCAGUUGGAUUACCUGGGACACCAUCCAUGGCUCAUGGCUUCCUUGUUACACGACACAGUCAAUCAGUUGAUGAACCUCCAUGUCCUACUGGAACACAACCAGUGUAUACUGGUUACUCACUGCUCUAUGUACAAGGAAAUGAAAGAGCACAUGGCCAGGAUUUGGGCGCUGCCGGAAGUUGUAUGCGUAAAUUUAGCACUAUGCCUUUCCUGUUUUGCAAUAUUAACAAUGUAUGCAACUUUGCAUCAAGAAAUGAUUAUUCCUACUGGUUGUCUACGCCCGAACCGAUGCCUAUGAGCAUGGCUCCUGUCACAGGCGAUGCAAUUGAACCUUUUAUCAGCAGAUGUUCUGUUUGCGAAGCACCUGCAAUGGUGAUGGCUGUUCACAGCCAAACUAUUCAGAUUCCACAAUGUCCAGAAGGUUGGAUAUCACUUUGGAUUGGGUAUUCAUUUGUAAUGCAAACCAGUGCUGGGGCCGAAGGUUCUGGACAGGCUUUGGCUUCUCCAGGGUCAUGCCUGGAAGAGUUCCGCAGUGUCCCAUUCAUUGAGUGCCAUGGGCGAGGUACCUGCAAUUACUAUGCCAACACAUACAGCUUCUGGCUUGCAACUAUAGAAAGAAAUGAAAUGUUCAAAAAACCGACCCCUUCCACCCUCAAGGCUGGAGAUCUCCGCACACACGUCAGCCGUUGCCAAGUCUGCAUGAGAAGGACAUAAUGACAUAAAAUUUUCCAAUUUAUGGUGCUACUUGUUUAACAUGAAAAAACUCCAAAUACUAUAUCCAUGUACCUCACUAUUGUACAAUAAGAAAGCAGCGAAGUGCAUAAUAGGACCACGCAAUACUAACUCUGUUUUACUGGUUCUUGCUCACCCAAGGAAGAAAGACCAUCAUGAGAAGCUUCAGUUAUGACAUGCAAAAUGGCACUUUUCAUAAAUUAAGUUGCAUAACGUAUAUAGAAUAUAAUGCACUGAUGCUAUAAAGCAACAGAAGCUGAUUUCCUAAUUCAUAAGGUGCUAGGAGACAUACAGUACCUUAUGCUGUCUACUCCUCUUACUCUAUUGUAUUAUAAUUAUAGAUUCUGUUUCAGAAAUAUAAAUAUUUGUUGCAAUCAUUGUA